This is a messenger RNA of Raphanus sativus (radish), 1834 nucleotides long. RefSeq names its product transcription factor bHLH62. NCBI's taxonomy places the organism in Eukaryota, Viridiplantae, Streptophyta, Magnoliopsida, Brassicales, Brassicaceae. Gene Ontology annotation, biological process: regulation of DNA-templated transcription. Gene Ontology annotation, cellular component: nucleus. The transcript is spliced from 8 exons. The record is from RefSeq and is a predicted model, not a curated record. Gene Ontology annotation, molecular function: protein dimerization activity; DNA-binding transcription factor activity. The coding region runs from base 197 to 1546 and encodes 449 amino acids.
UGUCUGUAAUGAGCUCCCCUUUUCCUCUGUUCUUCACUUUUGGAAAAUUGCCAACUUUUAUUGUCUCUCUCUCUCUCUCUGUCUCUGAUCUUGGUUUAAUUAAAUCACAUUUGAUUUUAAAGUUCGUUUUAAACCUGAAUUUAGAUCUUCUUCACCCGGUUUUGUUUUGGUUUCCUCCACAAAGAGUUUGAGCUCAAUGGACAACGAGCUGUUUAUGAAUGUGUCUGAGAUGACGUCACUGUCUUCUUCUUCUCCGGCGAUGCUGAAUUGGGCUUCUUCAAUGGAGACUCAUCCACUGGAGCAGAGUGUCAUCACUCGCAAUGUUCCGCGUGAUUGCUUUUUCUGGGAAAAGUCAACGGAACAGAGCGUUAUCGGAUCAGCUCCGACCUCACACGUCUCUCCGCCGUCGGUUUCCAACUUCUCCGGCGGCGGCGGAGGAGCCGGAGAGAAUCACGUCAUCAGAGAGCUCAUAGGUAACUUGGGAAACGUCGGCGAUAUCCACGGAGCUCCGGCGAGCAUCCUUGGAAACAGCUCCGGCUCUCGCUACGCAGCUCCGAUGAUGAGCUCCUCUCCGCCGUUGGACGCGUUUUCCGGCGAUUCGAGGUUCGCAGAGAGAGCCGCGAGGUUUUCGUGUUUUAACGGCAGAGGAAAAACCAACGGACCCGUUGCUGAAACAGCGUCGAUCAACGGGGAGCUGACACGUGUCUCGAGCACCUCAGCUCUCAAACCUCCCACCGGCGAGUCGUCAGGUGAAUCUUCCCGGAAAAGAAAAGGCAAAUCCAAGGAGAAUUCUCAUUCCUCCACAGUUACCCCAUCUCAUAAUUUACCAAAGGAGGUUGAAGAGAAGGAAGAUUCUGAUUCAAAGAGAAGUAAAAAAUCAAAAGAGAAUGGAGGAGAGGACACGAAGUCUAUUGAUCCGUACAAAGACUUCAUCCAUGUCAGAGCUCGACGAGGCCAAGCCACCGAUAGUCACAGUCUCGCUGAACGAGUUCGUAGAGAGAAGAUAAGCGAGAGAAUGAAGCUGCUUCAAGAUCUUGUCCCUGGAUGCAACAAGGUUACUGGGAAAGCACUAAUGUUGGAUGAAAUUAUAAACUAUGUCCAAUCAUUACAACGACAAGUUGAGUUCUUGUCAAUGAAGUUAUCGUCAGUGAACACCAGGCUGGACUUUAACAUGGACGCUCUCAUGUCAAAGGAUAUAUUUCCUUCAAGCAACAAUCAGCAAGUACUUCAGUUAGAAUCUUCAUCAGAUAUCUUAUUGGCUGAUCAUCAUAGUCAUACUUUACAACUGAACCCAAAUGAUCCUUCCAUUAACAUAAUGAACCCUAUGGAAACUUCUGAAAGUAGAAGCUUCAAUUCUCAGUUACCAACACUUACCCAUUUCACUGACUCUAUUUCUCAGUUUUCUACAUUUUCUGAAGAUGAUUUACAUAGCAUUAUUCAUAUGGGGUUUGCGCAAAACCAUAUCCGUGAAUUGAAUCAUGUUCAUUCAACUAGUUUUCAAGGUCCAUCAAACCAAGUACCAUCACACAUGAAAGCUGAACUUUGAUCAACCAUUAUUUGCAUUCUCAUGUUAGUAUUUGAGUUUCAGUUAAAUGUGUGGAGGAUAUAAAGUAAGAAAAGGAUUGAUGGGUGUACAUAACAAGAAGCUUGAAUUGGACCACACCAUUUACAAAUUCGUUUCUGUAAUCAUCUUCAUGUAUAUCAAACAACAUCUUCUUUUUUUGUGUGCCCUUGUUUUGGUUUUAUGCUCCGGUUCAUUCGUGGGGCUCAAUAGCCUCAAUUAUCUUGUCACCCACUGUUAUUAACUUAUUAUUAUCGCAUUCUUUUUACGCUU